UGACUUCACCAGGGAACAUCUGCUCAAAGAGCUCCUGAAGUCCUCCCCGUGCCCCAGCAGUUGUGAGUUCUGGGGCAGAGAGAGGAGCUGCAGGGGGCCCAGCCAUUGCGAGAAGUCGAGGCCCAGUGGAGAGAACAAACACCCAAACCCUAGCCGGUGGAGCCUUGGCACAGAAGAAUUCAAAAUGGCUGCACUCCCCAACUGGCUCAGUUUUCUCCUUUUUAUCCCCCGCCAAAAAGUUCCAGCCGACAGGACAUUUUAACAAGACUCACAGGCCCUCCCAACUACAUGGUAACGAUGGAGAAGGUGAUGAUAGUAUCAUCAUCUUCACGAUGAGGCAUGAGAUCAAGGAAGAGAGCUAUAAGCCUCCAGAGAAGACUCAUGGGUGAAGAAGCUGAGAGGAGGCACAUGCUGGGCUUCGCAGUGGGUGACCUGUGCCCAGCAGAGGAGACAUGUACUGAGUGCCUUCUGCAGGCCACAUGCUAUUUCUGGUGCUGGAGAAUUAGCAGUGAGAGGACAGAUGACCCUGAGCUCCAGAGCUUCUGCUGCAUUGGGAGAGACAGGAGCCUGGUAAAUGGAACAUUUUUGGAAAUCAAAGACCGAAUGUUUUCCCAUCUGCCUUCCCUGCAGCUGCUGUUGCUGAACUCUAACUCCUUCACGGUCAUCCGGGAUGACGCUUUCGCUGGACUUUUUCAUCUUGAAUACCUGUUCAUUGAAGGCAACAAAAUAGAAACCAUUUCAAGAAACGCCUUUCGUGGCCUCCGUGACCUGACUCACCUUUCCUUGGCCAAUAACCACAUACGGGCACUACCGAGGGAUGUCUUCAGUGAUUUAGACUCUCUCAUUGAACUAGAUUUAAGGGGUAAUAAAUUUGAAUGCGACUGCAAAGCCAAGUGGCUCUAUCUGUGGUUGAAGAUGACGAAUUCCACUGUGUCCGACGUGCUGUGUAUUGGUCCACCAGAAUACCAAGAGAAGAAGCUCAAUGAUGUGACCAGCUUUGACUACGAAUGUACAACUACAGAUUUUGUUGUUCAUCAGACGCUGCCCUACCAGUCAGUUUCGGUGGACACGUUCAACUCCAAGAACGACGUGUACGUGGCCAUCGCCCAGCCCAGCAUGGAGAACUGCAUGGUGCUGGAGUGGGACCACAUCGAGAUGAAUUUCCGGAGCUACGACAACAUCACAGGUCAGUCCAUCGUGGGCUGCAAAGCCAUCCUUAUCGACAGCCAGGUCUUCGUGGUCGUGGCCCAGCUCUUCGGCGGCUCUCACAUUUACAGAUACGACGAGAACUGGACCAAGUUCGUCAAAUUCCAAGACAUAGAGGUGUCUCGCAUUUCCAAGCCCAACGAUAUUGAGCUGUUUCAGAUCGAGGACGAGACGUUCUUUGUCAUCGCAGACAGCUCUAAGGCUGGUCUGUCCACAGUGUAUAAAUGGAACAGCAAAGGAUUCUACUCUUACCAGUCCCUGCACGAGUGGUUCAGGGACACGGAUGCAGAGUUUGUUGACAUCGAUGGAAAAUCGCAUCUAAUCCUGUCCAGCCGCUCCCAGGUCCCCAUUAUCCUCCAGUGGAAUAAGAGCUCUAAGAAGUUUGUCCCCCAUGGUGACAUCCCCAACAUGGAGGACGUCCUGGCCGUGAAGAGCUUCAGAAUGCAGAACGCUCUCUAUCUGUCCCUCACUCGCUUCAUUGGGGACUCCCGGGUCAUGAAGUGGAACAGUAAGCAGUUUGUGGAGAUCCAGGCUCUGCCAUCCCGGGGGGCCAUGACCCUGCAGCCCUUUUCCUUUAAAGAUAAUCACUACCUGGCCCUGGGGAGUGACUACACCUUCUCCCAGAUAUACCAGUGGGAUAGAGAGAAGCAGCUGUUUAAAAAGUUUAAGGAGAUUUACGUGCAGGCGCCUCGCUCCUUCACGGCCGUCUCCACCGACAGGAGAGAUUUCUUUUUCGCCUCUAGUUUCAAAGGAAAAACAAAGAUUUUUGAACAUAUCAUUGUUGACUUAAGUUUGUGAAAGUGUAGUGGGUGGAUUGAAAAGGCGUGUAGCCUUAGCCCUCAGAAGGGAGGACCCAGAAGUAAAAUAAACAAAUAAAAGCCAGGCUCGGCGCUCUGAAAUUAAAAAUGGACCGGGGAAAUAGUUAGGAGUUUUCAAACUUUUAGAACUCUCAUUGUAAUCAGGGAUUGCAUUUAUUGGCUAACUGCAUGACGUCCAUGCUCCCAUUUAAAAAGACAUCUUAAAGCCUGUAAUUUCUGAGACCAGAGUAUCUAGCGUUUGCUCUUACCAUCUAGAAAAGUAAUGUGCUUUUUCUUUUCCUCUUUUUUCGUUUUUCUUUUUAAUGAGGAAGGAGAAAAUUGGAUAAGAUGGGACAGCUCUUAUAUAAUGAAAUAAAAAAAA
Messenger RNA from Otolemur garnettii (small-eared galago), 2385 nucleotides. It is a transcript of the gene LGI2, whose product is annotated as leucine rich repeat LGI family member 2. The transcript is spliced from 10 exons. The coding region runs from base 340 to 2004 and encodes 554 amino acids. Gene Ontology annotation, molecular function: protein binding. The record is from RefSeq and is a predicted model, not a curated record. Lineage: Eukaryota; Metazoa; Chordata; Mammalia; Primates; Galagidae. Gene Ontology annotation, biological process: inhibitory synapse assembly.